Messenger RNA from Mya arenaria, 1860 nucleotides. Its product is annotated as calcyphosin-like protein. The transcript has 6 exons. NCBI's taxonomy places the organism in Eukaryota, Metazoa, Mollusca, Bivalvia, Myida, Myidae. Bases 114 to 737 code for a protein of 207 amino acids. Gene Ontology annotation, molecular function: calcium ion binding. The record is from RefSeq and is a predicted model, not a curated record.
GUGAGCGUACCGCGAAAUCGAGGCUGCCAUAAUUGAGUGACAGGUGCCCGUCAACAAGUUAGCUCUUGUAGAUCAAUAAAUAAACGUGUAUACAUAAGUUUCCAGUGUAAACAAUGGCGGCCACAGGACGUAAGAAUCAAGAACUUAUUGCUAAAUCUAAGCAGGCGUUGAAAACCUGUAAAGAUCCACUGGAAAUGCUUCGACUCAAAUGUCUGGAACGAGGAGCUAGCGGCAUUAAAGGACUUGGAAGAACAUUCAAAAUCAUGGACGAUGAUGAAAGCCAUUCUCUAGAUUUCAAAGAAUUUAAAAAGGGGAUCAGAGACUACGGCCUGCUAAUGGAAGAUGAAGUUAUAAAAGAACUUUUUGUACAAUUGGACAAAGAUGGAAGCGGCCAAUUAGAUUUUGAUGAGUUUUUGAAAGCACUUCGACCACCUAUGUCCAAUGCCAGAAAAACCCUCAUAAACCAGGCCUUCAUGAAGCUGGACCGGUCGGGAGAUGGUGUUAUCACCGUAGAAGACUUGAAAGGUGUUUACAAUGUCUCUAAACAUCCUAAAUAUUUGAAUGGGGAAUGGACGGAAGAACGAUGCCUUCGAGUGUUCCUCGACUCAUUUGACUCGAAUGAUAAAGACGGGAAGGUUACGAAUGACGAAUUUCUCAACUAUUAUUCAGGCGUUAGUGCCUCAAUCGAUAGUGACGCUUAUUUUGACCUGAUGAUGAGAAAUGCUUGGAAAAUGUAGGACUACUAAGUCUUAAUCAAGGCUUAAUACAAAAUGAAAAGAUGGAUAACGAAGGAGGAGUUCCUCAACUACUACAGCGGUGUUAGUGCCUCCAUUGACAGUGACGCAUACUUUGAUUUAAUGAUGAGAAACGCCUACAAAGUUUAAAAAUAUUAGACACUUAGUAACUAAUACUCAAGACUGCUUUGUUCAGAAUUUGUUUUAAAAUUUUAGUAUUUUGCUUUAUUUUAUCAGACAAAUUAAUUUUAGAUUAUGACUGUGAUCCUUAAUUAAGAGAAGUCUUCCUAUCAACAAUAAUAGACAUUUAAACUUCUGAAUGUAACCAGGGCGAUUUUCUGAGUUAAUUCUUAACUGAGUUCGUUGUUAAUGUUAAGUUGAUCUGUUUAGUUAUUUGUUUAAAAUAUGGGCAAUAGUUACAUACAAAUUACAAAAAUCUAUAGCAGUUAGUUUAUAUAGCGUAGGUGCCAACAUUCAUUGGACAUUCUUCAAAUACAUAUUCAAUACAUCUAUCUGUUUUGAUUGACCACUCAUGGAAUGUCAUAUACAAAACAUAUUGCGGAAAGGACAAAAUUUCCAUAUUUUCACAAUAGAUUUCUGGAAAUUUAAUGUUAUUUUACAUUAUGGCUGAAAUGUAUCAAUAUCUAUUUUGUAAGUUUCUGUUUAAAGAAGUAUCCUUUUUUGUAUAAUUCUUGGUAGUCUCUGUCCUUUUCUAUAUAUUUAUUGUUUUGUUAAUUGUUCAAAAGAGAUCUGUGUAUAUAAUUUGUACAUAAAUUUGUAAAACAUGUGUGCACUUCCCAUACAGGAGUUAACUACUACAAUACAUUUUAUCUAUAUUUUAAGCAUCCAGAACUUUAAUCAUUUUAAAAAGUAUAUUUUUAACUUAUGUGAUAUUAACUUGUGCAUUUUUAUUUUUAAGGACCACAAUUUACAUUAAAUGCAUGUUUCACUUUUCAAUAUUUUAUGGGACCAUUUCAAGAUCUGAUUCAUUGUAACCAUAAAGUUAAUUGACUUCUUUGUAUUAAACUUUUACAAGCCCCUAUUUUUGCAGAAUGCUCAAAAGGCUUGAAUAGAAUGUUCUGUGUUAUGACCAUGUCCUUAGAAAUAAAUUAUAAUAGACAAUGUA